AUGCUGUCGCAUCUACGUUUCCACCGGCGCGGGCCGUCCAACCCGGCGUCGCCAGCCGGCGACCAGCAGCCCUCUCCGUUAAGCAACGCCAACUCGCCCUUUACACCCGAUGCCGUCUCGUCUCCGGACACGCAGCCGCCGACCUCAGCCACAUCUCUUGUUCCACCGACGCUGCCGCCCAUCACGCGAGUGACCUCAGACGAGUCCCCGCCCUUGCCCGACUUCUCCUCCGAUGCCUAUGCGCCGCCCGUCGAGCAGCGCAUGCCACCGCCUGGCCGCUCACCCUAUACUACUGAUUCGGGCUUCAUUGGCGGCGUCGCCUUAGAAAACUACCGACGUGAUUUGCGGGCGCAAAAGACGCUCGUCACACCCGAGAAUAAUACCGCGCGGCAGGUUGAAGACCAGCAGCACCGCGUCAAGAGAAACCCCGCUGCUGCUGGUGCACCGCCGGCUGUUGCACCGAGACCAAGUAUACCGCCGCAGAGCUUCUCCAAAGUCCCAUCGCACUCUUCCAUCUCGCCAUCUGAAGGUGGAAUAUCGUCGCAGCCGACCGGUCGCCGCCCGCCAGGCCGGGGUCUUACUGGCGAACUCACGUCGUCGACGACCCCCGUUACGAUCACCCCCAUGGAGCCUCACAAAGCGAAGAAGGGCUUACCCUUUCUCAAAAAUCCAAUGUCCACGCUUCUGAUGCGGCGAAAGGCAAAUCAAAGCGUGCCCGACGCCCUACCGAUGCCUUCACUACCUACUCGAGAACCCGAGCCGACGUAUGAUCCAAGAAUCAAGGGCACUCGCAUACACGACUUUAGUGCGCCUAGGCGACGGAGCAUCCCACGAAACGAAUCUCUGCAAAUAGCAGUCGACCCCUCCGCCACUGAGCAUAAAGUUAGGCCAGGACCUGCGCCGCCUCCUGCCCCAAUGCCUGUGCCCGCACCACUACCCGAAAAAGCGCCAACACCUGAGCCAAUCACUCAUCAAGACGUUACACCAAGCCAUCGCCGAACAAGCCAGAGUCCUCCUUCUGCUCCCGUUUCAGCCGUACGGAAUGGCUCUUUCAGAGAGCGGAUGCGCAGCUCCAGUGGUUCUUCCAUGGCUGGCUCUAUCCAGUUUGAGAACCUUUCUAGUAUAGCCGAGGACAAUGUUCAACAGGUACCUGGAUCUCUCCGACGUGUCAACCCGUCAACACGGACAACACGGUCUCGCAAUGUAUCUCUAUCCGAAAUGUCGAGUAGAGACACGAUGGCAUCAUUACCGAAACAUAUGAAAAGCACAAGUUCUAGGUUCAGCUUUGAUAUGAUAGGAGCUGCCAAACAGGAGAAGAUUCUGGAAGAGCGACAUCGACAACGGCAAUUGGAGAAGGGCGAACCAGAGUGCGAUGAUCGACGAGACUCAAGAUUUGAUGAGUUUGAUGAAGAUGGAUUUGAUUACGAUGCCAUGAUGGAAGACGACGGGCUUGAAGAAAGGAUACCCGGCGUGAAUGCAGACUUUGACGAAGAAGACGAUUAUCUCAAUGAGACACCAUAUAUACAGGAGGAUCAACUCGAUGCUCACGAGGAUCCUGAUAAUGAUCAGCAAAACUUUUCCGGAUUUGUCUUUCAAAGAUCGAACCCCGACUCGGCACUCCCUAGUCCAUACCUACCAGGCCAGAUGCCUCAUACCCCUCGAGAUGCGCAGGGCCAACCCAUCGGAUCGGCGCUCACCAAAGACACACCGACGACGGCUACCUUUCCCUUGUCGGCGGAUACCAACGUGAACAAUAUGGAUCCGGCAUUCGCGCAACAGCUCUCUGCACUCGGUAUUAGCGAGCAGACACCUCUGGAAGAAGAGGAAGGAACUAUGGAUGCCAAGUCGAAUGCUCCGAGGCCGGUUCCAGGGGAUGAGAUGUAUUUCGAUGACGGCAUCAUUGGCUAUGAAGACGAAUUUGCAGAAGAUCUCGCCGCCGGAAUCGACCCAGAUGAUGAGCCUUUCGACGAAUCCAUAUUUGAUAAUGAUGAUACAGAUCAAUUCGGCCGCCCAGUUCCAGGAGCAUUUGCUCAUGCUCAGUCACUACGUCAAGCCAUCGGCCAGCCCAAGAGGAGAGAGUCUGAUAUGACCUCGCGCUUCUCUGCUCAGUCAGGAAUUGCACAGUCUACUGCGCAUACCUCAUUCAGUGCAAGCAUGCCUGAAGGAGCACACGGCGGCAGCUCCAUGAUUUCGCCGCUAGGCAGAGUGUCUUCAAUGAUGGGGGCACCAACAUCGCCGUCACAUCGCAAGAUGGCAGCCUACCAGGCCGCCCUGGCUGCCGCUGCGCAUGAGGCUGCUGCUUCUGGCAAGUUUCAGCGUAGCGCGUCACCCGUACCGGAAGAUGAAGAGGAGGAUGAAUACAGCACAGAAGAGGUGGAGGGUAUUGAGACGCAAGAAUCAACCGUAAAAAUCGAAGAUGAUGUGGAAUACGCGCCCAAGCAGGACUUUGGCGAUGACUUUGGCUACGAGAACAUGGACGAUUUCGAAUUAGACGAUGAUGCGAUUAUUGCGGAAGCCAAUGCCAGUGCGCUAGCAAAUGAUUCAGACGGCUGGUAUGGCCAGGAGUUUGGCUUUUAUGCAGCCCCCGCGACCCAGCAUCAUGGAUCAUAUAGCUCCACUACCUCUGGCGGUACCGAAUAUCAGUACGCAAGCGGUGGUUUCUUCGGGCCACGCAGCGACUUGGCGCGAUCCGCCAGCGGUCGCCUCAUCUCUCGCGAACCAAACCUCACUCCCAUCACGGAACGUUCUGAAUACUCGAACCGAAAUUCGAUUAUGAGCAUGGGCUUGCCGCCUAUGGUAGGCGGCACACCAACUAUGCAAAGCCCCGGACUGGCGCAGCUAGCCAUGAUGUCGCAAGAGGGUGAUGAUAUGACCCUGUCUGCCUUAUUGCGUCUCCGCAACAAGGCUUGGGGCGGCUCGCAGGCCAGCCUGUCCUCUAGCCGUGAUGGCUCACCAAAGUCGGAGAGAGGCGAGCUCCCGAGCUCCCCAUGGACCGCCAACCUUGCCGGAACCUCCAUAUCAGGGUACACACACGUGCGGCAAAACUCGCUUCUCUCAAGUGAAGGUCGUGAUUCCGAGUUGGGAAGUCUGCCUCCCAGUCCGACGCUGACAAUGGCCAGCGCUGCGCUUAGGCCGCAGGCGCAGGCCAACGCCUUGGCUGCAUUACAGCAGCAAGCCAACCCCAUCCGCGGCAACUCGGCGCCUGCGACAUAUCCGGCUCCUCGACCGCAGGGCGGCCAGAGCGAAUCUGCACCGGUGUCGGCCACUACAGGCAGGAACUCGAACGAGUGGAGCUGGUCGCAUGAGCUCGCGAACUUGCCCAUCCGGGCCGUGUCGCUGUCGAGGAACGUCAAGGGGCACCGCCGCCAGCAGGGCUCGACGGACAGCAUCUCCUACAUUAUGGAGGAGGAAGACAAUGGUGAGGCGCGUUGGGUCAUGGAGAGGCGACGCACAGGCGAUGAUAACGAAACGGAGCUUUUGGAACGAGAAAUCAUUUCUGGUGGGCGCAUAUGA
This is a messenger RNA of Beauveria bassiana ARSEF 2860, 3513 nucleotides long. RefSeq lists its product as uncharacterized. The record is from RefSeq and is a predicted model, not a curated record. Bases 1 to 3513 code for a protein of 1170 amino acids. The transcript has a single exon. NCBI's taxonomy places the organism in Eukaryota, Fungi, Ascomycota, Sordariomycetes, Hypocreales, Cordycipitaceae.